Molecule: messenger RNA, 624 nt
Organism: Dromiciops gliroides (monito del monte)
Lineage: Eukaryota; Metazoa; Chordata; Mammalia; Microbiotheria; Microbiotheriidae
Gene: CPSF4L
Product: cleavage and polyadenylation specific factor 4 like
Exons: 7
Coding region: 1-624 (207 amino acids)
Cellular component (GO): mRNA cleavage and polyadenylation specificity factor complex
Molecular function (GO): RNA binding; metal ion binding
Source: RefSeq, a predicted model, not a curated record
AUGCAGGAACUCAUUGCUGGGUUGGAGAAAAUCACCUUUGAUCUUGAAGAUGAUGUGGAGAACCAGAGGGGAAUUGGGUUCCUGCCCUUCCCAGGAAUGGACAAAUCAGGGGUGGCUGUAUGUACCUUCUUUCUCAAAGGCCUCUGUGAGAAAGGUGAUCUCUGUCCCUUCCGGCAUGAUGACGGGGAGAAGACAGUAGUAUGCAAACAUUGGCUCCGGGGCCUUUGUAAGAAGAGUGACUACUGCAAAUUUCUGCACCAAUAUGACAUCACCAAGAUGCCCGAGUGCUACUUCUACUCCAAAUUUGGAGAAUGCAGCAAUAAAGAGUGCCUUUUCCUUCAUGCUGACCCAGCCUCCAAGAUCCGAGAUUGUCCUUGGUAUGAUCAAGGUUUCUGCAAGUAUGGUCCUUUGUGUAAAUUCCGCCAUAUGAGAAGAGUGCUGUGUACCAACUACUUAGUUGGCUUCUGUCCAGAGGGACCUGGUUGCAGAUUUACACACCCCAAGAUGACUCUGUUACUGCAUAAUACAAGUCGCUCAAAGAAUGUAAGUCAACCACAUGGGUCAACAAAACUUGCUUCCAUUGUGGAAACAUCUUUUGAGCAUAGUCAGCAAGAGAGCCCAUAA